AUGGCGGGGGGGAGGCCCUCUGCCUCCCAACCACGCCGCACCGGACCCCCCAAUGCCCAUCGCCCGGCUUGCAGAGUGGACACCCUAUUCGAUAGAGUGGGGAUGGACCUCAUUGGGUCCUUAGAGUGGAGUGCACGGGGUUUUCGGUUUGUGUUGGUGCUGGUUGACUACAGCACGCGGUACCCAGAGGCGGUUCCCUUGCGUAAUAUAACGGCGCACACGGUGGCGGAGGCUUUAUUUAAAAUUUUCACGAGGGUGGGCAUUCCGAAGACAGAUGGGUUGGUGGAACGCUUUAAUCGAACUUUAAAAAAUAUGAUAGCGAAGUUCAUGACUGAUGACCCCAGACACUGGGACCAGCUGUUGGACCCCCUCUUGUUUGCGGUGCGGGAGGUGCCACAGGCCUCCACAGGGUGUUCUCCCUUUGAGCUGCUGUACGGCCGGUGUCCCCGAGGGGUCUUGGAUAUUCAGGCCCAGGAGAGGCAGGCGCGCGCAUACAAGAGGGAGACACAGUUAUGUCACUUCACCCCGGGUGAAAAGGUACUCGUGUUGCUUCCCACCUCGCAGUCUAAAUUGCUUGCCAAGUGGCAAGAACCCUUUCUGGUCACACGGCGCUUUGGGAAGGUCAACUACGAGGUCCUCCGCUCCGACCGAGGUGGCGCACAGCAAAUAUACCAUCUUAACCUCCUGAAGCGCUGGCAGGAGGCCCCUGUUGCCUCCUUGGCCACCACAGUCCCGGUAUGGGAUGAGUUAGGCCCGGAGCUGCCUGACCUGGGCCAAACCCCCCUUCCUGUUCCAGUAGGCCCAGGCCUCACCGAGGCCCAACAACAGGAGGUGGCCCAGGAAGAGCAGGAAUUUGCCGACGUGUUCUCCCCUCUGCCGGGUCGGACGACACUCAUUCAGCACUGGAUUCAGCCCCUUGAAGGGGGCCCGGUGCGUAGCCGGCUGUAUCGUGUCCCUGUCCACAAACAAAAGGUCAUACAGGACGAACUGGACAAAAUGCUACGGUUGGGCAUCAUUGAGGAAUCCCACAGCCAUUGGAACAGCCCUGUGGUUCUGGUCCCUAAGCCGGACGGCUCCAUUUGGUUUUGCGUUGAUUACAGGAGCGUCAACACUGUCACUAAGUUUGAUGCAUACUCCAUGCCCUGGGUGGAUGAGUUGUUGGAUUGGCUGGGUUCUGCUCGCUUCUAUUCGACACUGGAUCUCACCAAAGGCUACUGGCAGAUUCCCUUGUCUCCAGAGUCUAAGGAGAUCUCGGCUUUCUCGACCCCUUUUGGUUUACACCAGUUCGUUACACUCCCGUUCGGUUUGCAUGGGGCCCCAGCCACCUUCCAGCGCCUCAUGGACAGGGUCCUCACACCCCACGCUGGGUAUGCAGCGGCCUACUUUGAUGAUGUUAUCAUUUACAGCCCAGACUGGUCGCAGCACCUGGUCCACUUGAGAGCGGUUCUGCAGGCCCUGAGGGAGGCGGGCCUCACUGCAAACCCAGCGAAGUGUGCGAUUGGAAGGGGAGAGAUAUGGUAUCUGGGGUUCAUCUUGGGGAACGGACAAAUUCGGCCCCAAAUUAACAAACAGCCGCCAUAGCGGCUUGUCCGGUCCCCAAGACAAAACGACAGGUGAGGUCUUUCCUGGGGGUUGCAAAUUAUUAUCGCCAGUUCAUUCCAGGCUUCUCCACCUUGGCCACGCCCCUGACUGACCUCACCCGCCAAGGGGCCCCAGAGCCGGUCCAGUGGAUGGAGCAGUGCCAGCAUGUUUUCCGGAGGAUCAAAGAAACUCUGUGUGGGGGUCCCAUCCUUGCCUGCCCUGACUUUUCUCUUCCCUUUCUCCUGCAGACUGACGCCUCCAAUCAGGGUUUGGGGUCAGUCUUCUCCCAGGAGGUAAACGGGGAGUGGCAGCUUCUGUUGCACCUCGGCCGCAAGCUGACAGCCCCAGAGUGUAAAUACAGCGCCAUCGAAAAGGAGUACCUGGCAAUCAAGUGGGCCUUCCUUUCCCUCCGCAGUAGGGGGAAGAGACCGAG
Scleropages formosus (Asian bonytongue) is the source of this 2014-nucleotide messenger RNA. RefSeq lists its product as uncharacterized. The transcript is spliced from 5 exons. Lineage: Eukaryota; Metazoa; Chordata; Actinopteri; Osteoglossiformes; Osteoglossidae. The record is from RefSeq and is a predicted model, not a curated record. Gene Ontology annotation, molecular function: nucleic acid binding. Bases 1 to 1581 code for a protein of 526 amino acids.